CAACCGACAAAACAGCAUAAAGAGGAAGAUGUAAUAGCCUACUGUUGUCAGGGUGGUUUCGGGUUUCUUUCAUUAGUUAGUUUCACAGUUCCAGCCAUGUUAUCAGGGUCUCUUUACGCGUUGUUGGCGGGGUUUAUGGGUGCUGCAGCUUCUUUGACUGCCAAGCUGUCAUUUGGCGCACACUACCUGAGCGACAUGUGUGAGGCCGGGCUCAGCCGGACUGGAUCACCUGGACAGACUGCAGUUUGUGACUGGCUUCACAUCCCUCUGCGGCUGCUGUGUGCUGGGCUGCUGUUCACCUGUAAUACUGUCAUGUGGACCUUUUUCUCCAAAGCUCUCCGGCACUGCUCCUCUUCAGCCAGGGCCACAGUCACUACCACUGCAUCCAACUUCAUCUCCUCAGCCGUCCUGGGGAGGCUGAUUUUUGGAGAGACCCAUGCAGCUCUAUGGUGGGUAGGCAUCUCUCUCACUCUGUGUGGACUGCUGGUGCUUCAUAGAUCCACGCCUCAGGCUCUUCCACAAGAAGAGGGUAAAAAGGACACAUGAGCAUGCAACUGCUGCUAUUCAGCCCCGGUUGCAAAAACCUGUGGUCAGACUUUUUUGGGCACUUACUUGAAUUUCUCGGGCAUUUAAAGUUUAAUUUUAAUUUUAAAGUGUAAAGUGUAUAGAAAAUGUCAGGUAGGGUCUUUGAGACUCAUAAGGUGUAAUGGUACAAACACUUUUUCGUUUACUGAAUAUGACACAAUCUCAAUUAUAUACUGAUGUCUAUAUUAACUGAAGUUGCAAACCAAACAUCCACCAAAAGAUUUUCUGAAUGCCUCUGUUUCUGUUGGAUUCCUUGUAAAUCAGACCAAAAGUUUUAUGGCCAGCAGACCAAUGAGUCUAUGUUUACAUCUCCCAAGGCAAAGUUUUCCUUUGGAGUUGCAAUUGAGAGAUUGUUUUUCCUCUUUCUUUGGAGAAUACAACACUCACCCACGUAAAGAGCAGGGUAGGAAAAGAGAUAACAGGAAGAGAGCUUAAGAACAAAGAAAAGCUAAAAGCGAUUAUGAGAAGCUUAGUGUUUAAAAAAAAAAAAAGGCAGAAGGAAAGAC
This is a messenger RNA of Labrus bergylta (ballan wrasse), 1091 nucleotides long. The record is from RefSeq and is a predicted model, not a curated record. Lineage: Eukaryota; Metazoa; Chordata; Actinopteri; Labriformes; Labridae.